AUGACCAACUUCAGCGCUUUCCUGACCGCUUCCUUUCUCUCCGAAGCAAGCUUUGUCAAAGAAUUCAUCGUCUAUGUAAAAGACACAGAAUUCCUAAACGUUACAUUUUUUCCCUCACCCAACUCAUAUGCCUUCAUCAAUGGUAUUGAAAUCGUUUCUAUGCCGGAAAAACUGUAUUUUAAAGCCAAUAAAUUUAAAUACGUCGGUCAAAAUUCAGGAUCCGUCAUUGAUAACUUCACUGCUCUUGAAAGCAUUUACCGUCUUAACGUUGGCGGGGAGCACAUUUCCAGUAACGCUGACACCGGGAUGUAUCGAUCAUGGGAUGGAGAUGAAAAUUACUUAUUACAAACGCUUGGGUUAACACCUACGACUCGAACUCCGAUCACGUACACCACGGACACACCCAAUUAUACCGCACCUGAGCUAGUUUAUCAAACCCAAAGGAGCAUGGGCAACCUAUUGAAGUAUUAUAAUCUGACAUGGCUACUUCCAGUUGAUUCUGGGUUUAAUUACAUGCUCAGACUCCAUUUUUGCAAUAUUAUAUCAAAUUAUACGACCAAGGGACAGAUGAUUUUUAAAAUUUUCAUUAAUAAUCAAACUGCUGAAAAUGAAGCCGAUCUAUUCGAAUGGACUCAAGGUAGCGGGUAUCCUGUAUACAAGGAUUACGGUGUGUAUGCCAAUGACCUAGAUGGCCAGGGAAGCAAGCAAGAUUUGUGGCUCGCAUUGCGUCCUAAUGAAGAAUCUGAGAAAUACGAUGAUGGUUUUUUAAAUGGUUUGGAAGUCUUCAAGUUGAACAUGAGUGGUAAUCUUUCUAGCCCCAACCCUGGACUUAGUUCUACAACCCCACAAACAAGGCCGGCAUCUCCCGUCAAAGGGAACAAGAAGGAAACUCCAUAUGCUAUGAUAGCUGAAGGUGUUGGGGGAGGAAUAGUCUUGUUUUCUUUUAUUAUUCUUAUAGUUUUAUGGUGGCGAAAGAGAGCAAUCCACAAAUCCUCUUAUUGUCCAACUUCAGUGUCGUGCGCAAGACCUGUUAUAUCUCCACAGCUGAGUGACGACCAGGUGAGUUUGGUAACAUGGGGCAAGUCUUGCUAUAGAAGGGGAACCUUGCAUGAAAUUAUUGAUCCAAAGCUAAGUAGUGAGAUUGCACGUGGGUGCUUACUGAAGUUUGGAGAAAUAGCAAAUAAUUGCUUGCAUGAGGAAGGGACUGAACGACCCUCUAUGGAGGAUGUCGUAUGGGGACUCGAGUUUGCAUUGAAGCUACAACACGCUGCUGAUGAGGCCAUGUCAGAAAAUCAAGAACUUCCAUUUUUGAUGAACGGAGAGGGGAUGGUAAGCGAUUGA
Lactuca virosa is the source of this 1341-nucleotide messenger RNA. Lineage: Eukaryota; Viridiplantae; Streptophyta; Magnoliopsida; Asterales; Asteraceae. The record is from the annotation of a GenBank genome assembly.